UUCGCAAACGACUUGAAGAGUAUAUGACGUGUAGCAUCGAGUUCGCUGGCUCAAUUAAGAAUUGCUCGUUCGAUUACGUUAUGGGCCCUUACUACACUUUAGAAGAUUUGCCGCAGUACUGCUAUACAAUAUAUUCAUUGUGGGGAAAACCUUACGGAGAGAGAGAGAAAAUAUCCACAGCAGCCAUCAUGAGGUUCCACUUCGACGUGAAUCCAUUCGAGAAAGCCAACGGUUCAGAGCCUCUGAAGCCCCUCUACAACUAUCCAACUUCAGGGUCAGUGCAGAUGGCUGUCCAUUCUCCCUAUUUCUUGCCGACGCCCUACAUCGAAGGCAUGAAUUAUUUGGGAGGCACGUCUUACACUUUAAGGAUAAACAUGGAAGAGACUCGUUUGCUGCCAUCUCCAUACGAGUCGAACUGCACAGACUAUUUACAGACUUGGAGAGAACGCGGUGGUAAAGCUCCUGUAAAUCAACUGGAAUGCCGUGUGAAUAAGACCCUUGAAUCUGUCAAUUGUAUUCCCUUGGAUAUAGACUAUCCUCAUACGUAUAACGUUUGCCGAGCGUGUACUGAAGAAUGUCCAC
Messenger RNA from Uloborus diversus, 582 nucleotides. RefSeq lists its product as uncharacterized. The annotation marks the transcript as partial. Gene Ontology annotation, cellular component: membrane. Gene Ontology annotation, biological process: sodium ion transport. The record is from RefSeq and is a predicted model, not a curated record. Gene Ontology annotation, molecular function: sodium channel activity. Lineage: Eukaryota; Metazoa; Arthropoda; Arachnida; Araneae; Uloboridae. The transcript has 5 exons.